Messenger RNA from Dendrobium catenatum, 1820 nucleotides. Its product is annotated as IQ domain-containing protein IQM3. NCBI's taxonomy places the organism in Eukaryota, Viridiplantae, Streptophyta, Magnoliopsida, Asparagales, Orchidaceae. The transcript is spliced from 12 exons. Bases 69 to 1562 code for a protein of 497 amino acids. Gene Ontology annotation, molecular function: protein binding. The record is from RefSeq and is a predicted model, not a curated record.
GUGAAAUCCGAGCUUCUUCUCCUUGCUGCUCUCACUAUCUCUCCGGAAACUCUCUUGAAGAAUCGCCGAUGGACAUGGAUACGGUGACCCUACAUGGAUUCGAUCAUGCGCCUGCGGCAUUCAUCGGCGAUCCCUUGACCUUAACGGAGAAUGCUCACUCUUCCGCCUUGGUGACCUUCGAGGACUUAGUAGAUAGUGGGGUGAUGUCUCCGAUGUCAACGGCUGAGAUGGGUGAGAUAAUCCUUGGUCCGUCGAUUGGAAAUGGAGCUGAGUUGGAAACAGGUGGUGCGCCGGUGGGAGGGAGAUCGGAGGCUACAGCUGCAACAAAGCUUCAGAAGGUUUACAGGAGUUAUCGCACUCGGCGGAGGCUGGCGGAUACCGCUGUCCUCGCAGAAGAACUCUGGUGGCAAGCUCUUGAUUUCGCUCGUCUGAAUCAUAGCACGAUUUCUUUUUUUGACUAUUCGAAACCAGAAUCGGCGAUCUCGCGCUGGAACCGCAUAAGCAUUAUUGCUUCAAAGGUUGGUCAGGGAUUAUCCAAGGAUAGCAAGGCUCUAAAGCUGGCCUUUCAGCACUGGAUUGAAGCUAUUGAUCCAAGACAUCGCUAUGGGCACAAUCUUCAUUUUUACUAUGAAAAAUGGUGUGAUAGUGAUGCUGGCCAGCCCUUCUUUUACUGGUUGGAUCUUGGUGAUGGAAAAAAUGUGGAACUGAAGGAAUGCCCUAGGUCAUUACUUCGACAACAAUGCAUAAAAUAUUUGGGCCCUCAAGAGCGUGAACACUACGAAUAUGUGCUAGCUAAUGGGAAAAUUGUACACAAGCGAACGGCUCAACCUCUAGAUACGAAGUGGCCCAAAGGAGCAAAAUGGAUAUUUGUAAUGUCUACUUCACGGAGAUUAUAUGCUGGAGUGAAAAAGAGGGGAAUGUUUCAACAUUCCAGCUUUCUCGCUGGAGGGAGUACUGUAGUAGCUGGAAGAUUCACUGCAGAGGAUGGAUUUCUUCGAGCUAUUUGGGCAUACAGCGGGCAUUACAAGCCAUCAAAUGAGAACCUUAACCAAUUUUUGAGCUACCUCAAAGAAAAUGGGAUUGAUCUAACUGAAGUCGUGAUACGCUCUGCAUCCAGUGAAGACUAUGAAGAAACCAAAAAGCCUGAAGGUGAAGGUGAAGCUGAUGAUGUGGUUGACGCCUUUUCUAUUUCUAAGCCCCCACCUCUCCAAAUCCCUCCCAGAUCCUUCAUAGUACCUUCAGAGCAACCCACAGAAACCUCCAUUAAUUCUGAAACUGAGAAUGGAAAAGUUAAUGAAAUAAAAGCUUACAAAAGGACUCUGUCUGGGGGGCUUCAGAGUCCAAAGACGGAUGUUUCUGAGAAAGCACUUCAGGAGAGGAUCAAAUCAAAGAUGAAAUCCAGUUCAUACCAGCUUGGGCAUCAAGUCUCCUUCAAAUGGUCCACUGGCGCUGGCCCAAGAAUUGGGUGUGUGGCAGAUUAUCCAGUGGAGCUGAGGCUUCAGGCUUUGGAGUUGACGAACCUUUCGCCAACAUGGUCUCGCACUCCAAAGAAAUGUUCGUGAAGGGAAAGAUCAAGGCCCAAAGUAGAAGAGGUUAGAGGCAGUUAUUAAGGAGAAACUGUUAGAGAGUGAUGGUUGAAAGACAUUUUACCUACCAUUGAAGAGGAUCUCAAGAUGUCAGGUUUUUAUGUUCAUGUUAUGUAAUGUGUUGGUUGAUGUGUCAUGGACUACUAUAAUAUUUUCAGUUUAUGUUUUAAGAGAUUUCAUGUUUUAAUGUAUUAGAGAUAUUUCAGUUUGGAAGUUUAGUGGCUCUUUCUUUCA